This is a messenger RNA of Sinocyclocheilus anshuiensis, 2463 nucleotides long. Its product is annotated as angiopoietin-related protein 3-like. The transcript is spliced from 8 exons. Lineage: Eukaryota; Metazoa; Chordata; Actinopteri; Cypriniformes; Cyprinidae. Bases 139 to 1539 code for a protein of 466 amino acids. Gene Ontology annotation, biological process: triglyceride homeostasis; phospholipid homeostasis; cholesterol homeostasis. The record is from RefSeq and is a predicted model, not a curated record.
UCUGUUUUUGGUCUUGUUCUCAGAGUAGGAGAUGAGAGGAGUAGUGAGAAACGGAGGCUAAAAGAGACGAGUACAAAGACUUUGGGACAUUGGGAACAGACUGACACCGUGAACAAAUCUGCCUUCAAACCACCUGACAUGAUGUUGAUUUUCCUGCUUUUUUGGCUAAGCUUGUCAACAACAAGCGCAGCUCCCAAUCUAAAGAAAGCACCCACAGAGGCACCUCUUCUUGUCACCGCACCGCCAACUGAGGCUAGAUCCCGCUUUGCCAUGUUAGAUGACGUACGACUCCUUGCUAACGGUCUUCUCCAGCUCGGCCAGAGCCUCCGAGAGUUUGUGCACAAAACCAAGUCUCAGAUCAAUGACAUCUUCCAGAAGCUCAACAUCUUUGAUCGCUCCUUCUACCAGCUCUCGGUGGUCACCAGUGAAAUCAAAGAGGAAGAGGAGAAGUUGAAAGAGACGACCAUAUUUUUGAAGGCCAAUAAUGAGGAGAUCAGAAACUUGUCACUGGAGAUCAACUCCAAAAUCAACAACAUCCUCCAAGAGCGAAGCCAGUUGCACAGCAAGGUUGGUGGGCUGGAGGAGAAGCUGAAGGGCUUGUCUCAGAGCAUGAUGCCUCUGGAGCAACUUCAAGAGAUCGCUGCUUUGAAGGAUGUGAUUGAAACACAAGAAAGGACCAUUACAGAUCUGCUUAAAUCUGUUAAAGAGCAACACGAACAGCUCAAUUACCAGAAGACCAAAAUUAAGAGUCUUGAGGAUAAGAUGAACUAUGACUCUUUUCAAGACACAGUUGAAAAACCUUUGGAUUUAAAUCCAGAAACACUUGACCCUUUUCGUUACUUAACAAUGAACUCCACCAAUGGAACUGCAGAAAUAAAUGACUUUCCAAUGGACUGCAGUGAUGUGUUCAAAAGAGGCCAAAGGACCAGUGGAACUUACCCAAUCAAACCCAAUCAAUCUGAGCCAUUCUAUGUUUACUGUGAGAUAAGGGCUGAUGGUGCAGCCACAGUCAUUCAGAGGAGGGAGGAUGGUUCUGUUGAUUUUGACCAGUCAUGGGAAAAAUACGAAUAUGGAUUUGGCAAACUGGAAAAAGAGUUCUGGCUUGGCUUGGCGAAGAUUUAUUCCAUUGCUCAACAAGGACAAUACAUUUUACACAUUGAACUGGAAGACUGGAAGGAGGAAAAGAGAUUCAUCGAGUACACAUUCAUCCUGGCAGGUCCUGCAUCUGAUUACGCUCUUCACGUGGCACCUCUGUCUGGAGAUCUGCCUGAUGCCAUGAGCAACCACACGGGCAUGAAGUUCUCAACCAAGGACAGAGACAACGAUAAUCAUGACGAGUCAAACUGCGCCCGCAACUACACCGGAGGUUGGUGGUUUGACGCAUGUGGGGACACCAACUUAAACGGGAGAUACGCCUGGAUGAGGUCGAGGACUCGGCAUCAGCGCAGGAAAGGAAUCUACUGGAAGCCAGCCAAAGGAAGCUCCUAUACCCUCAAAUCCACAAAGAUCACCAUCAGACCAUCAACCCAGUUUCAAUAAUCCCUGACCCUAUACUCUCCAUUGGGUAAUGCAGAAUAAAUCAGAGGGGUCACACUGGCAGCAGACACUGGCCAACAAAGCUUUUCCCUUUCUCUACAGACAGCAGAAACUGAAUGAUGCAACUGCAACAGGUCACUGACUCUGGUAGAGGGUAAAAACCAAGUCAAAGGGGUAUUGCAAAAUGCAUGUGUUAGUUCGAAAUCUUUAUAGGUCAUUAACUUGCAGCUUGCAAGUUGUUAAAAAAACUAAUAUUGAACAGGUUAAAAUGGCAUAAUCACACCUCUGGAACAGGAUUUGAUGCAUGUUAUUAUCAAGAGUCUACAAGAAUCAACAAUAAGUUUGUAGACAAUAUGGAUAAUAUUAUAGAACUACAUUGCUCUCAACUACAGAGCUUCUCAAUGUCAUUUCCCAUACAGUAUGUUAACUUGAAGUUUAGUAUUUAAGCAAUUUACACAAAUUUGCAACAGUAAAAAAAGCAACGGGUAACACUUUGUAAUAACAUUCAUUAAAUCAUGACUACAAUGCUUAUGAACACACGACUAUAAUAUAUUAAAUUAUAUAUUAUAUUAUAUAUUCAUAUUUGUAAUUUUGAUAUUGAAAAUUAUUACAAAGUGUUACCAAGAAAUGUGUUGUUAUGGUUGAAGUUGGAUCUUUUGCUUGUCUCUUUCUGUUACUGAGUCAUAUUGACUCCUGGUUAUGAUUUGUACAUACUCAGCUGUACUGUAUAUAUUUCGUUUACACAAUGUUUCUCAUUGGUAGUCAGGUGCAUCAUAUUUAUAGCAACACAUUUAGACAAUAAGGCAACUUAAACUAUACUUGGACUAACAUGGCAAACCUUUUUCUUUUCUUUUUUUAAAGUGGCAAUAUUGUAAAUUUCACUACGUAAUAAUUAAAACAAAUUUGAGCAAUAUCUUCUCAAGAAAA